AUGAAGUACGUUGUUGUCUCCGGCGGAGUGAUCUCGGGUAUCGGCAAGGGUGUUUUGGCGCUGUCGACGGGCCUUCUUUUCAAGACCUUGGGUUUCCGGGUCACCUCCAUCAAAAUCGACCCAUACAUGAACAUCGAUGCUGGAACCAUGUCUCCAUUGGAACACGGUGAGUGUUUUGUUUUGAACGACGGUGGCGAGGUCGACUUGGACUUGGGUAACUACGAGAGAUACUUGAACAUCACCUUGACCAGAGACCACAACAUCACCACGGGUAAGAUCUACUCGCAUGUUAUUGAACGCGAGAGAAAAGGUGACUACUUGGGUAAAACCGUGCAAGUGGUGCCUCACAUCACCGAAGCCAUCCAGCAGUGGAUCGAGAGAGUUGCUCGUGUGCCUGUGGACGAGUCUGGCUUGGAGCCUGAGGUGUGUAUCAUCGAGUUGGGUGGUACUGUUGGUGACAUUGAGAGUGCUCCAUUUGUGGAGGCCUUGAGACAGUUCCAGUUCCGUGUUGGUUCGGAGAACUUUGCCUUGAUCCACGUGUCGCUUGUUUUGGUCAUUCACGGCGAACAAAAGACCAAGCCUACCCAGGCUGCCAUCAAGGAGUUGAGAUCGCUCGGUUUGAACCCAGACAUGAUCGCAUGUAGAUGCUCCGAGGAGUUGGAGGUGGCUACCGUCCAGAAAAUCGGUAUGUUCUGUCACACUGGGCCAGAGCAGGUGGUGGCCAUCAGAGACGUCAACUCCACCUACCACGUUCCUCUCUUGUUGCAGGAGCAGAAGAUGAUGAAGUUCUUGUCGAAGAAAUUGCGUUUGGACGAGGUCGACUUGGCUGAAAGCUCCAAGGCCAGAGGCGCUGCUCUCUUGACCUCCUGGAGAUCCUUGACUUCUGCUCACGACAAAUCCGUGGAGCAGGUCACCAUUGCCCUUGUGGGUAAGUACACCAACUUGAAGGACUCGUACCUUUCCGUGAUCAAGGCUUUGGAGCACUCGGCCAUGCGUUGUUACCGCAAAUUGAAGAUCGAGUGGGUGGAGUCCAGCGACUUGGAGCUUGAAACCAAGGAAUCCUCUCUCGCUGAUUACCACAAGGCAUGGCACAUGGUCUGCCAGGCUGACGGUAUUCUUGUGCCUGGUGGUUUCGGCUCCAGAGGUAUCGAGGGUAUGGUUGCCGCUGCCAACUACGCUAGAGUGAACAAUGUGCCUUAUUUGGGUGUGUGCUUGGGUUUGCAGGUUGCUGUCAUUGACUUUGUCCGUUCCAUGUUGGGCUACGAGAAAUCCACUUCCAUGGAGUUCCACCCUGAGGCCAACGAGGAGACCUCCUCCGUUGUCUACAUGCCUGACGUUGACCAGAUCAACUUGGGUGGUACCAUGAGAUUGGGUAUCCACAGCACCAAGUUCUCCAAGGACCUGGAGUGGUCCAAGUUGAGAAAGUUGUACGGUGGUGCCGAGUCUGUUCUCGAGAGACACAGACACAGAUACGAGGUUAAUCCCAAGUUGAUCGACCGUAUCGAGGAGAAGGGCUUGCACUUCAUUGGUAAGGACGAGACGGAGAAGAGAAUGGAGAUUGUCGAGCUCAAGGACCACAAGUUCUUUGUCGGCACCCAGUACCACCCUGAGUACUGCUCCAAGGUCUUGGACCCUUCGAGACCAUUCUUGGGCUUGGUUGCUGCUUCCGCCGGUGUUUUGGAGGAUGUGUUGGCCAGAGAUGACAUUCACGAAAAGGGCGAGUUCUAA
Messenger RNA from Candidozyma duobushaemuli, 1728 nucleotides. It is a transcript of the gene URA7, whose product is annotated as CTP synthase. The record is from RefSeq and is a predicted model, not a curated record. Gene Ontology annotation, molecular function: identical protein binding; CTP synthase activity. The coding region runs from base 1 to 1728 and encodes 575 amino acids. Gene Ontology annotation, biological process: pyrimidine nucleobase biosynthetic process; CTP biosynthetic process. Lineage: Eukaryota; Fungi; Ascomycota; Pichiomycetes; Serinales; Metschnikowiaceae. Gene Ontology annotation, cellular component: cytoplasm; cytoophidium. The transcript has a single exon.